GGACGGAACAGCCUUUGGUCCAGCGUGAGAUCACCACCUCUGUCAAAAAUAGACCGGAGGACAGAGAGGGGUCUGGGGCGGCAGCGGCUGACAGACACUGGCACCCAGACAUGGAUGUGAAGGGCGAUGUGGAAAUGUUGGCCUCGGCCAAACAACAAAAUGGAGAUUUAAGUGAGAGCAAAGACAAUGAAAAGAAGAAAGAACAGAGGAUGCCCAUGGUGGGCCCCAUUGCUGUGUUCAGGUUUGCAGACAGCAGGGACGUUGCAUUGAUCUGUAUCGGGACAGUGAUGGCCAUGGUCAAUGGGGUAGUGCUUCCCCUCAUGUGUAUAGUGUUUGGAGACAUGACGGACAGCUUUAUACAGGACUCCGUGGUGUCCCAAAUGAACCAGAGCGAUCCCAGUUUUGCCAACUCUACAGUAGUAGGCAGCACCUUACAAGAUGACAUGCAGCUCUUUGCCAUCUACUACUCCAUCAUGGGGGCCGCCGUGCUGGUGGCAGCCUACAUGCAGGUGUCCUUCUGGACCCUGGCAGCCGGGCGGCAGGUCAAACGCAUCCGCAAGUUGUUUUUCCACUGCAUCAUGCAGCAGGAAAUCGGCUGGUUCGAUGUCAACGAGACAGGAGAGCUCAACACACGCCUCACAGAUGAUGUCUAUAAGAUCCAGGAGGGUAUUGGUGACAAGGCGGGAAUGCUGAUCCAGGCUUACACCACCUUCAUCACAUCCUUCGUCAUCGGCUUCAUCAAAGGCUGGAAACUCACCCUCGUCAUCCUGGCUGUGAGCCCUGUGCUGGGCAUUUCAGCCGCUUUUUUCAGUAAGGUGCUGGCGUCUUUCACUAGUAAAGAGCAAACUGCAUAUGCCAAAGCUGGAGCUGUGGCAGAAGAGGUUCUCUCUGCUAUCAGGACAGUGUUUGCCUUUAGUGGUCAGGAGAAAGAGAUCAAGAGAUAUAAUAAGAACUUGGAGAAUGCUAAGACAAUGGGAAUAAAGAAGGCGAUCUCUUCUAACUUUGCCAUGGGCUUCACCUUCCUGAUGAUCUACCUGUCCUAUGCUCUGGCCUUCUGGUACGGGAGCACGCUCAUCCUGAGUGGGGAGUACACCAUUGGAACUGUGCUCACCGUGUUCUUCGUUGUGCUUAUUGGAGCGUUCACUGUGGGACAGACCUCUCCCAACAUCCAGACGUUUGCCAGCGCCCGGGGAGCUGCACAUAAAGUCUACAGCAUUAUUGAUAAUAAACCAAGCAUUGACAGCUUUUCAGAGGCUGGUUUCAAGCCUGACUACAUCAAGGGAGACAUAGAGUUCAAGAACAUCCACUUCAACUACCCCUCAAGGCCAGAAAUCAAAAUUUUAGAUAACUUGUCUCUGAAAGUGGCGAGUGGACAGACCAUCGCUUUGGUGGGUAGCAGCGGCUGUGGCAAAAGCACCACGAUCCAGCUGCUGCAGAGGUUCUAUGAUCCUCAGGAAGGAUGUGUAUGCAUUGACGGUCACGACAUCCGUUCUCUUAACAUCCGUUACCUGAGAGAGAUGAUCGGAGUGGUGAGUCAGGAGCCCAUCCUCUUUGCCACCACCAUCACUGAGAACAUCAGAUAUGGCCGGCCUGACGUGACGCAGGAAGAGAUCGUACAGGCCACCAAGGAGGCUAACGCUUACGACUUCAUUAUGAACCUUCCCGACAAGUUUGAGACGCUGGUUGGAGACCGAGGGACUCAGAUGAGUGGAGGGCAGAAGCAGAGGAUCGCGAUUGCUCGAGCUCUGGUCCGCAACCCCAAAAUCCUUCUGCUGGACGAAGCCACAUCUGCACUUGAUGCUGAGAGUGAGACCAUUGUGCAGGCUGCACUCGACAAGGUCCGACUGGGUCGCACGACCAUAGUUGUUGCCCACCGCCUCUCAACCAUCAGAAACGCAGACGUCAUUGCCGGCUUCCAGAAAGGUGAAAUUGUAGAGCUGGGGACUCACACCCAGCUGAUGGAAAAAAAGGGCGUCUACCAUACUCUGGUCACCAUGCAGACCUUUCAGAAAGUCGAGGGUGGGGAGGAGGCCGAAUGUGAGCUGUCUGCAGGUGAGAAGAGCCCAUUAGUCAAGACCUUCUCUCAGUCGUCUCUGCACAGGAGGAAGUCCACAAGAGGUUCCUCCUUCGCCGCCUCCGAGGGAGAAAAAGAGGACAAAGAGAAGUUCAAGCGUGACGAGGAGAAGACAGGAGAGGAUGACGACGCUCCCCCCGUGUCGUUCUUAAAAGUGAUGCGUCUCAACAGUGCUGAGUGGCCGUACAUCCUGGUGGGGACCAUCUGCGCCAUCAUUAACGGAGCCAUGCAGCCACUGUUUGCCGUCAUCUUCUCCAAGAUCAUCACUGUGUUUAUAGAGCCAGAUCAAAAUAUCGUCAGGCAAAGAGCCACAUUCUUCUCCCUCAUGUUUGUUGCGAUCGGCGGUGUAUCCUUUAUCACCAUGUUUCUGCAGGGUUUCUGUUUUGGUAAAUCUGGAGAGAUUCUGACCCUGAAGCUGAGACUCAGGGCCUUUACGUCCAUGAUGAGACAGGACCUCGGCUGGUUUGACGAACCCAAAAACAGUGUUGGAGCGCUGACCACGAGACUGGCCACAGACGCUGCCCAAGUACAAGGGGCCACAGGAGCACGUUUGGCCACGCUGAUGCAGAACUUCGCCAACAUGGGCACCAGUGUGGUCAUAGCCUUUGUGUACGGCUGGGAGCUGACGCUGCUCAUCCUGGCUGUGGUGCCCGUCAUUGCAGUGGCCGGAGCCGCGGAGAUGAAGCUGCUCACCGGGCAUGCUGCCGAGGACAAGAAGGAGCUGGAGAAGGCUGGAAAGAUUGCUACAGAGGCCAUCGAGAAUAUCCGUACUGUUGUUUCUCUCAACAGAGAACCCCAGUUUGAGUCUUUGUAUCAGGAAAACCUCGAAGUGCCUUACAAGAACUCCAAGAAGAAGGCCCAUGUGUAUGGUUUUACCUUCUCCUUCUCCCAGGCCAUGAUCUACUUCGCUUACGCAGCCUGUUUCCGCUUUGGAGCUUGGCUCAUUCAGGAAGGAAGGAUGGAAGUUGAGGGGGUUUUCCUUGUGAUUUCAGCCGUUCUGUAUGGUGCCAUGGCUGUCGGAGAGGCCAACUCCUUCGCUCCAAACUAUGCUAAGGCCAAACUGUCAGCUGCCCACAUCAUGAUGCUAAUCAGCAGAGAGUCCGCCAUUGAUAAUCUGUCACAGGAGGGAGAGUCACCGGAGAAAUUCGACGGCAACGUGUGCUUCGAUGAUGUAAAGUUUAACUACCCUUCACGCCCUGAUGUGCCCAUCCUCCAAGGGCUGAACCUGAAGGUGAAAAAGGGAGAGACUCUGGCCUUGGUGGGGAGCAGUGGCUGCGGCAAGAGCACCACCAUCCAGCUGCUGGAGAGGUUCUACGACCCCAGACACGGGAGAGUGGAGCUGGACGGUAUAAAUAUAAAACAGCUGAACAUCCACUGGUUGAGAUCCCAGAUAGGCAUCGUGUCCCAGGAGCCCGUGCUGUUCGACUGCACCUUGGCCGAAAACAUCGCUUAUGGAGACAACACCCGCACUGCGAGCACUGGGGAGGUAGAGGCAGCAGCUCAAGCGGCCAACAUUCACAGCUUCAUCGAAAACCUGCCACAGAAGUAUGACACUCAGGCAGGCGAUAAGGGAACACAGCUGUCAGGUGGCCAGAAGCAGCGUAUUGCCAUAGCAAGAGCCAUCCUCCGCAACCCCAAAGUGUUGCUCCUGGACGAGGCCACCUCCGCACUGGACACUGAGAGUGAGAAGGUGGUGCAGGAGGCGUUGGACCAGGCCAGGAAGGGCAGGACGUGCAUCAUUGUGGCCCACCGUCUGUCCACCAUCCAAAACGCCGACCGCAUCGCUGUCUUCCAGGGAGGAGUGGUGGUCGAACAGGGGACACAUCAGCAGCUGCUGGCCAUGAAGGGAGUCUACCACAUGCUGGUCACCAAGCAGAUGGGCAACAGCAGCGAUUGAGAGGACACAGGGAGCAGUACCACACCCGAUGUUUUUGAUGUUUGUCUUUCCAGAGGGAAUGAUUUUACACUUGUGCCUUUUACCAUCAGCUUGCUGCUUCACAUUCAGAUAGACUCGACAGCUUCAGUGGAACAGUUUGGGUCUGAAUGUGUUUUCAGUCAAAACUACUACUGUUCAAUAGUUGUUAUUGUCAUGGGCCUUUUUCAAAAAAGAUAUUUUGCAUUGUGACCAUAGAACAAGCAUGAGUGUAAAUAAUAAAACGAAUGAGUGAAUUCCAUUUAGCUGCUCCAGUUUCAGGGUGCUGGUGUUUUGCACGAUGGCCCACUGUCACAGCCUACUGGGACACUUGAAUGUUAUUAGUAAGACUUCUGAUUUCCCUGCUAUGAUAAGUCAAAAUGUUGGCUGUGAAAAAGGCCCACUGUAUUGUGUCCCAUGUUUUCUUUCUUCUCCUUGUUCGAAAAGGUCCAUUCACGUUUGGUGCCACCUUCUGUUAACUGCAAAACACUUCUGACAAAUGUCCUUUGAAAAAACACUGGAUUUAUGUAUGGCAGUGCCUCUAACACUGGGAUCAUCAUCACAAAGAAGUUCUACAGUACACGUAUUUAGGAAAUUCUUUGAUAAUUUAUUGUAAUCAUACAGCUUCUGUUUUCUACUGUUUGAGUUCACAACUGAGCAAGUGCCUGAACUGUUUAACCCAGGAAAAUAUUGUAUACACAGGACUGUGCACAUUUCAAUUUUCAGUCACGCACUAGAAAUACUGUUUUGUUUCUACAAAUGCACAAAAUUACUAACUUUUGUGGAGAAUAUGCUUGUAUGUAACUAUUAAAGUUUUAUAUUCAA
Molecule: messenger RNA, 4811 nt
Organism: Chelmon rostratus (copperband butterflyfish)
Lineage: Eukaryota; Metazoa; Chordata; Actinopteri; Chaetodontiformes; Chaetodontidae
Gene: abcb4
Product: ATP-binding cassette, sub-family B (MDR/TAP), member 4
Exons: 28
Coding region: 111-3971 (1286 amino acids)
Biological process (GO): transmembrane transport
Cellular component (GO): membrane
Molecular function (GO): ATP binding; ABC-type transporter activity; ATP hydrolysis activity
Source: RefSeq, a predicted model, not a curated record